This is a messenger RNA of Closterium sp. Naga37s-1, 1605 nucleotides long. Lineage: Eukaryota; Viridiplantae; Streptophyta; Zygnematophyceae; Desmidiales; Closteriaceae. The record is from the annotation of a GenBank genome assembly.
AUGGCGGGAGCGCUGAUCAUGUUUCUGUUUCUUGCGCCGGAACCGGAAACCAUAGGGCUGGAGUCGCCGCAUUCGCUGCUGCUGUCGGAGUCGUCUAGUGAGGCGGGCGGGAGCGUGCACGGGGAGGGGGACGAGGAGUCGGGAUUCGAGGCCGUUGAGUGCGCUGACGUGGCGGCUGGUUUUGAUGCUGCCCUGUUAGCCCCUAAAGAGGCUACUUAUGCGUCAGUAUCGCAGCAGCUUGCAGUGCCGCUUUUGCAGGGGAAGGAUGAUGCGGGGCCGGGAGCGGAAGGCCGGAUUGUGAUAACAGAGGAUGUGCUUAAAUCGGGGAUGGGAGGGAGCGGCGAAGAGCACGAGGCGAUUAGCUUCUGGGACGCGUGUCAAAUCCCUGGUGUUGCGGCGUACGCGUUAUGCUUGUUCUUCGCUAAGCUUGUGGCGUACACGUUCCUGUACUGGCUCCCGUUCUACAUCAAGCGCACAGACUUUGACUUUUGGGGCGAGGGGGGGAGGGAUGUGGGGGUGGCAGGGGAGGAUAGUAGCAGGCCAUCUCUCCGACCAUACACAUUUCCUGCUCCUCUGCUCACUUCUCUCCCCUUUUCCUCCCCACCUCCCCAAGCAGAAAUAGCAGGCCACCAUUUGACUGACGCGUUUGCGGGUGUGACAUCGACAGUCUUUGACCUAGGAGGGGUGCUGGGGGGGAUAGUAGCAGGCCAUCUUUCCGACCAUACAGAUGCCCCUCUUCUCCCGUGCUCACUGCUCACUGCUCUCUCCUCUUCCUCCCUCUCCCCUCUUUUCCCUACGCCCCUUGGAGCAGAGAUUGCCGGGCACCAUCUGACUGACGCAUUUGCCGGAGUGACGUCAACAGUCUUUGACGUAGGAGGGGUGCUGGGAGGGAUAGUGGCAGGCCAUCUCUCCGACCAUACGGGCGCCCACGCCACCGUGUCCGCUUCCUUCAUGCUCCUAGCCGUCCCCGCUCUCCUCCUCUACUCUUUUCUAGGCGGAAUUUCGCUCUCUGUGCACAUAGGGCUGCUCUCAUUGGUCGGAUUUUUUGUGAACGGGCCCUAUGCGCUUAUCACUUGUGCUGUGUCGGCUGAUCUGGGGCAGCACGCGUCGCUCCGAGGGAAUUCCAAAGGGUUGGCUACGGUUACUGCGAUUAUUGAUGGCACGGGGUCGUUAGGGGCUGCUCUGGGUCCGUUUCUAACGGGGAUAGUGGCAGAGAUUGGGGGAGGAGGCGGGGGGAAAGGAGCAAAAGACCUGGGGUGGAGGCUGGUGUUUGGAAUGCUUAUUUCGGCUGCACUGGCUGCAGUGUUGUGCAUACUGCGGUUAGUUAUUGGCGAGUUUAAAGCAGCAGCAGAAACUUCAGCAGCGUUAGACGCCUUCUUAGAGGCCGAGAGGCAGCAGCAGGAGCAGGGAAGAGAAGGAGAGCAAGGGAGGGGCAGUGGAGUGCCAGCGGGGGAGCAGCUGGGAGGGGAGAGGGGCGAACAAAUGGGGGAGCAGAGGGGGACACAACGCGUUACCAAGUGCAAGAGCAGGAGGGAGCCGCAGCAGCUGCAGCAAGAGCAGCAGCAACAGCAGCAGCAGCAAGAGCAGCAGCAGCAACACCACUAG